AUGGACUCUGAUCCUGGCACGCUCCAGCCCGAGGCGAUUUCGGAUCCAGUACCUGCGCUCGAUGGUGCUAUCUCAAUCACCUCUACUGCCCAACCUCUGGAUAAUGGGAAUGGGUCACCUCAAGCCGAUAUCGCGGCUCAGCCUGCGGUCGUCCUUGCAGCCCAACCUCCUCCCCCCGGCAACACAGCAUUCCCUGCUCGGAUCCGCAUUCCGACUGGGUUUCCACCCAUUGACCCUGACAAGAUGCAGGAGCUUAGAGACUGGCUUGAGAUCCAUGCCGGUGUCGAAGGCGACAGUCAAGUUGCAACUGGGCUUCACACACAACUUCUCAAGUCUAUGGAGCCUCAACAACAAGACCUGGAAGCAAUCUGUCGUAUGAUGGGCAUCGAUACCAAUGGUAUUAAUUGGAGAGAAGGGAUCCAGAUUCCGGGAGUCAUAGAGGGUAAGCUCAAGGCAAGACCUCAUCAAAUUGCUGGUGCCAAUUGGAUUUCGACAACUCUCGAAUCGCCCCUUCGUGCCGCGCUGCUAGCGGAUGAGUGCGGAACUGGCAAAACCGUCCAGAUUGGCAUUGCACUCGCCAUCCAUUAUUAUCGCAUGAAGGCAGAAGUGGAAGCUGGGACGUUCAAGCCUCGUGAUGAAAAGCGGUGGUUCAAGCCCAGUGUAAUCUUUUGUCUGCCAGAUCUCGCCUAUCAAACAUUUCGAGAAUGGUCGCGCUGGUUCCCAGAUUUCUUCGACAUCCAGAUUUGUCACGGAACAAAAGCUCAGGCUGCUGAUGAGUUCCUUGAGCGUCAUAUCAUGGAUGAAGAUGAUGGUUUGCAGACUUGGGUCGAUGAGAAUGCCGCGUCGCACCAAAGUAUCGACACGCUUCGAAACAUUGCCAUCAUCCCAUACCAUACGGCUGUCAGGCGCAUGGUCGUCCCCGACCAGAGUCAAGAUGCCAAUGGAGGUCCAGCACAUUUAACUCGAGGGCUUAAGCGAAAGAGAAACAACAAGGACGAAAAAGAAGAGCUCAAUUUCUCUAUCAAUGGACAAAGCUACAACUGGGUCAUUUGUGAUGAUGUAUACGCCAUUCGCGGACCUCGAACCAAGACACACCAACUGAUCACCAAGUUGGAUCGUGAAGCGACACUGGGUUAUGUCACCUUGCUGUGGCGACGACAGUGGCCGUUUGUCUACGGCCGUGAAACUCUUGCCUACCGUCGUUUCGACGCUUCGGUGUAUUUCGAGAAGGGAGCUUGGGAAGCGCUCCAAGCCGAUAGGGAGUACAAGAGGCUCACCAUUAACUACAUCAUCCAACGAAGGCGUAGGGAAGUGGGCCCUUUAACAUUGUGUGACCACCAAAUCAGGGAGGAGUACAUCACUUACAUCAGGGACAAGAAGGGUCCCUUAUUCCUGAUGAACCCAGACCUCUUCCAGAGGUUCUGCGAAGAGUCGAGAUCCAAGAGGCCUGGAAUUGCACAGGACGCCAUUCGACCUCUUCUCGAAAUGUUUUGUCUUCGUCGUGGAAUGUUGACACCUGCGACGAUGCCCGACGGCACAACCGUCGUCCCAAGCGAAGGUAUGCUCCCCAUGCAUAUCAGAACGGUCAAACUUCAGUUUCGCAAUAACGAGGACAAGGAGAAUUUGUACGAAAUCAUCAAGAAGCAUUACCCGUUUCUGUUCCAAGGUUCCACGGAUCCUGCCAAGUCAAUUGGACAUGGUACUGUCGACAAGAGCAAGUUCUUGUGGCCAAAUGCAACAGUCGUUCGGACGCUGUCUUUGUCUACUACCAACAUUGACUUCUACCUUCUCACCCAGAAAAUUGAUGAGGGCACGGCGCAAGAAAAACCGGCACCCCUAAAUUCUGAUCUAGGUCGGAAAGUGGUGAUGACCAACCAACCUUGCUUGGACAGACUGAAGUCAUUCAACUCCUCCGGAGCGCCUAUCGAUACGGAUGAUCACAAUGAGCUCAAGACGAUCUUGCGCAAGGAUGGAGUUGGAGGAUUGUUAUGGCAUCUCAGCGAGAUGCAGGAGAAUCACGAUGUCGAGUUCCCCGAGGAUCGCGACGACAUCAUCAAGACGUUCUGCUCUCGUAGUCCCAAGCUUUGCUGGGCAAUCAAUCGAAUCCUGGAGCUGAAGGAACAGGGGCAUCGUGUUCUUGUCUUAGUCGACAAUCCUCUGACCUCCUUGAUCCUCAUGGCCCUACUUACAAGCCUCUGCGUCAAGACUCUCAACAUUCGAAGUUCACACAACGCUGAUCAGCGCGCUCACAUGGUUCGUCAGUUCAACCAUCCAGGAAGCCAGGUCGACGCACUGGUUGCCUCCUUUCAGCUCGAUGGAUUCGGCAUGAACCUCCAGGGAGCUUGUCAUCAUGGAAUCGUGGUAGAGUAUCCCAAGAACCUCCCCACCAUGCUCCAUGGUUUCGGCCGACUUUGGAGAAUGGGACAGGAACACAAAGUCCACUGGGACGUCCUCUAUCUGGAGGACUCGUUCGAUGGCUGGAAUGAAACGUGGAUGACAUCCAAGUUUGCCGAUAUCCUUGCAGCCGAAGGACAAAUUCCUGACGAGAUUAAAGGAGAGUACCGAGUCAUCUGUGGAUUUGAACUCAUCAAGCAGUACCUCGGGCAAGAUAGCAACAGGUACCCCCGAACUCGAGUGACUUGGGCUGAACAGGAGCAUCCCUUGGUGACCCGAGAAGGCCAUUUCUACUCAGCGGUUGCAAACUAUCUCAUGCAGAAUCCAGGGCGAUUCGAAGAGUUUCGCCGACGGCCCCUGCGAUUUAUUGCCCUUAACUGGAAUCCGAACCAAGGCGAGUUAACCCCUGACAUGAUCGAGGGGCACUCUCCGGUUCUGAAUGAUGGAGUCAUCCUAGACUCACGCAACCCUCGAACACGUGGCUAUGUUGCAGUCAACGAGGGUGGUAAUAUUUUCCAAGAGAACGAGCAGGCUGUUGAGAUCCGGUUGAACUUGAUUGUUGAUGAUUCUCGCCUCGAGAUGGAGCGGAAGCGACGACUGGGGAGGGGGUUCAUCAACGUGAAUGCUUAUGCUUAG
Fusarium musae is the source of this 3030-nucleotide messenger RNA. RefSeq lists its product as uncharacterized. Bases 1 to 3030 code for a protein of 1009 amino acids. Gene Ontology annotation, molecular function: ATP-dependent chromatin remodeler activity; ATP binding. Lineage: Eukaryota; Fungi; Ascomycota; Sordariomycetes; Hypocreales; Nectriaceae. The transcript has 6 exons. The record is from RefSeq and is a predicted model, not a curated record.